Molecule: messenger RNA, 1904 nt
Organism: Vigna umbellata (rice bean)
Lineage: Eukaryota; Viridiplantae; Streptophyta; Magnoliopsida; Fabales; Fabaceae
Source: RefSeq, a predicted model, not a curated record
AUGAGUCAAGCUACUAUUCGAGGAAGCUUGCAAGAGGGUCUGCAAGAUGCAGCAUCAGUUGGAAUUACCAAUGAUUUCGAGAACCUAACACCAUCUCUCGGGAGAAGCUGCAAAAAAUGGAUUAAGAAUCCUUUGAACAUGGCCCUUCUUUUAUGGACAGUUUGUGUUGCUGUUUCAGGAGCAAUUCUGUUUCUCGUCAUGACAGGAAUGCUGAACAAAAUCCUUAUUAAGCAGUCACAAAGAAACUCAUGGUUUGAGGUCAACAACCAAUUUCUCAAUGCACUAUUUACUCUCAUGUGUCUCUACCAACAUCCAAAGAGGCUCCACCAUCUUGUACUUCUUUGUAGGUGGAAGCCAAAUGACAUCAUAAUCCUAAGAAAAACAUACUGCAAGAAUGGCACUUGCAAGCCUCAUGAAUGGAGGCAUAUGAUGGUGAUAGUUCUGUUACUUCAUGUUAAUUGCUUUGCUCAAUAUGCCCUUUCGGGCCUUAACUGGGGUUUCAAUAGAUCCCAAAGGCCUGUUGUUGGGGUUGGUAUAUGCAUCUCCAUAGCAAUUGCUGCUCCAUCACUUGCAGGAGUUUACUGCAUUGUCAGCCCUCUAGGAAAAGAGUAUGAAACUGAUGAAGAUGCGCAGAACAAUAUUCCUAUUAGUAAUACAUUUACAUCAAGAAAUGAGCAUAGUAUUGCUGAGUACACACCUCAAUGGAGAGGGGGACUAUUUGAUCUUUGGGACAAUCUUUCUGUGGCAUGUCUCACUCUCUUUUGUAGUUUUUGUGCCUUUGGAAGGAAUAUGCAGAGACUUCAUUUUGGUAACAUGUUUGUUCACGUUGCAACUUUUCUACUCUUCUGUGUAGCUCCCUUUUGGAUAUUCAACAUGGCUACCAUCAAUAUUGAUGAUGAGCCUGUGAGAAUAGUUCUGCGGUUGAUUGGUAUAUUUCUUUGUGUGUUUGGUUUACUCUAUGGUGGCUAUUGGAGGAUUCAGAUGAGGGAAAGAUUUAACUUGCCACCAAAUAAAAUUUGUUGUGGGAAUCCAGCAGUGACAGAUUGCAUGCAGUGGCUAUUGUGUUGCUGGUGUUCCCUUGCACAGGAAGUAAGAACUGCAGAAUUCUAUGACAUAGUUGAUGACAACUUUUUCUGCCAAAAGCAGACUGAAAAGUCAGAAGAUUAUUCAAGUCUCUCAGAAAUUGAGUUUUCAAGAGAAAGAAAGAAAAAUGUUAUGGAAGCGCCUAUUCCUCUAACAAUUCAAGUUGAUGAUAAUGACAUCAAAAGAACAUAAAGAAGAAAAACCUCAAUUAUAUAAAAGGCUUUUAGCAGUCACAUUAAUUUCAAAAUAGACUUGUACAUUUGCAAUAUUUGAACAUCUUUUUCGAAUCAAUUGGUAGGGUGUUACCUUGUGUUUGAUAAUUUUCAAACGUUGUUGUUCAAAACAAGUUGUGCAAAUGUACAUAAUGUCUCAUGUACGUGAAUGCAAAUUACUUGAACAGCAACAACUGAUAACUUAAGUGAGGGGUGAACACUGAUGAACUUGUUAGGGAUGGUCCUUAUUAGGCGACUUGUUGAAUGAUUCCAAUAGUUCCACUUUCAAAGUAAAGUAUGGCUUUUCUUGUCAAAAGCUCUGUUCUCUUGUUAACAUUUCCUAUACUAAAUGCAAAGUCCAAACUGGUUGAUUAUUACAGCUUGGUUAACAAAUGAAUCAAUCAUUAUCCAAACUGGGAAAGUUGAAGCAUACCGCGUAUUACGAUAAGAAGUACAUGCAACUUGGAGUUCACUAGUGGUUUAGGUACAAAAGUAUUUAGCAUUAUUUUCAGAGUUCUCUAUACUUUCUAGAACUACCAUUUUCAUGAUCAUAUAAUUACCAAAUUCCUCAUAAAAUGCUUUCCCACUUGAACUUUGAUCCCGCAAAAA